AUGCUCGGCGCAGACGCGGAGGUGGCGAGCGCCGUCGCCGAGGCGCUGUGCGAGGACCCUGGCGGGUACGCGGCGGAGCUGCAGAUGUGGCCGCAGACAUUGCCCCUGGUUUCGCAGUACCUUUCCUGGCACGUCCCGGAGCUGCGGAUGCUCGCGAGCUUCCUGGAGCGGGUGCUGGCGCCCUUCUGGGACGAACACCCGGAGGCCGUGGCGGCGGCGCUGCUGCCCCACCACGCCUUCGCGGUGUCGGCAGCCUGCGCCCGGUGCGACAGGCCCGACUGGUUCGGCAUGCUCCUCUGUGCGCUGGCGCGCGCGCGCUGUCGAGGCGAGGCCGGGUUGCUGCUGCGCUUGCUGGCGGCGCACUUGCCGCUGCGGGGCGCCGGGCGCGCCAAGGACGGGGCGGAGGCGGGCGGCGUCGAUUGGGUGCGGGAGGUGCAGAACUUGGCGCUCGCCGCCAACGCGGCGGUCAAGCUGGACGUUCAUGCGGACCGCCUGGACGCAGCGGGCACCACCGCGCUGGGCGCCGUGGCGCCGCUGGCCGCGCUGUGCUGCAGGAGCGGCGGCCUCCAGGGAGCGCACGGGGCGCGGUCUGCCAGCCUCCUGGCGCACGCCUUCGGCGUGGGCCUCCUGGUGCGGCCGCCGCCGCCGCGGGCCGCGCUCGCGGCUGCCUACGUUGACGUCCUCGGGCAGCUGCUCGACGCGUGCAGGUCGCUGCCCGUGAGCGGCAUCCGCGUGCGCUUCCAGCUGCUGUCGGCGCUGCAGUGCUGGUGGUGCGUUGCGGGGGCCGCGGCGACGCUGCCCGGGCUGCGGGUGGCGCGGCGGCUCCUCGGGCCCCGCCAGCGCGGCGGGGUACCCAGCGCGGUGGAGUCCACGGAGGGCCAGGAGUGGGUCUCGACGCAGGACCACCAGGAGGUGGCGCGGGCGCUGCCCGCAGAAGCCGCGGCCGGCGCCAGGAUGGAGGAGUACGCGUUCCCUUUCUGGAUAGACGUGGUGCUGAGUCACCACCUGUACGUGCUCGGCACGUGCGAGUGCGAGACAACCAUCAAACAGGCCAUGAUUUGGUCGGGCAAGGCGCGGUGGGAGCAGCAGGUCCGCGAUUACCUCGGCGAGGACUACAGGCUGAUCGGGUCCCAGAACAUGGGGGCGAUCCACAUCAUGGUUCUCGCGCACCAGCACCUGUGGAGAUACUGCUGGGACUCGAAGAACGCGCAGGUGGCGACGGGAUUCGGCAACGUUGUGGGCAACAAGGGCGGCACCCAGGUUGGGUUCAGCCUGGGUCACACCUCGCUGUUGUUCAUCAACGCGCACCUUCCUGCCCACAACGGCAAGAUGAAGGAGCGCACCAAGUGCUUCGGCAGGAUCCUGGAGGACUCGCCGAUACGUCGGUCGCGGCGCAAGGAGUCCGCCGACAGCCCGCGCCGCAAGCUCGGGGUCCACCAGGACUACGACCGCGUCUUCUUCAUGGGCGACCUCAACGCGCGGGUGAACGCCACGCGGGCGGACGUGGACGACUGGCUCGCCCAAGGGCGCUUUGACAGGUGCCUGGAGCAGGACGAGCUGCUGCCCCUCCUGAGCGCCAGCCCAGACGACGCCCUGACGUCGGCGGACGGCCUGGUGGGCCUUUGGCCCUGCUUCGAGGAGGCCAUAAUCAACUUCCCUCCAACCUACAAGUUUGAUGUCAACACGGACAACUACGACACUUCCGCAAAGCAGAGGGUACCGUCGUGGACGGACCGACCGGCCCGCCAGAUGAUGGAUGCGUGA
Molecule: messenger RNA, 1764 nt
Organism: Prorocentrum cordatum
Lineage: Eukaryota; Dinophyceae; Prorocentrales; Prorocentraceae
Source: the annotation of a GenBank genome assembly